AUGCCUCCGGCCGGCGGUCCCCGUGCGCCGCGCCCCGCCGCGCUGCCCCGCAGCCUGUCCCGCCUGCGCCAGUGCCCGGGCCGCUCCCGCAUAGUGCUGGCGCUCGGGGCCACGCAGAUGGCGCUCGGCUGCCUCAUCGUGGCCGUCAGCUUCGCCGCGCUGGCGCUCACCACCUCGGCCCGCGUCCGCCACUCCUGCCCCUUCUGGGCCGGCUUCUCGGUGCUGCUGUCAGGACUCAUUGGCGUCGUCUCCUGGAAAAGACCCCUCUCCCUCGUGAUAACCUUUUUCAUGCUGCUCUCUGCAGUGUGUGUAAUGCUGAACUUGGCUGGUUCUAUUCUCUCCUGUCAGAAUGCUCAGCUCGUCAACUCCCUAGAAGCCUGUCAGCUGAUUAAGUUUGACAGUGUCGAGGUGUGUGUCUGCUGCGAAACGCAGCACCAGUCGACCGGCUGCAGCAACCUGGGGGAGACGCUGAAGCUGAACCCGCUGCGCGAGGACUGCAACGCCGUGCGGCUGACCCUCAAGGACCUGCUCUUCAGCGUGUGCGCCCUCAACGUGCUCUCCACCAUCGUGUGUGCGUUGGCCACGGCCAUGUGCUGCAUGCAGAUGGUCUCCUCCGACGUCCUGCAGAUGUUCCUGCCGCAGAGGGUGCCUUCCGCCAGCCCGGCCUGUGCGACCCCGCACGGCACCGUCCUCCACCAGACCCUGGACUUCGAUGAGUUCGUCCCCCCUCUGCCUCCGCCCCCCUACUACCCUCCUGAGUACAGCUGCUCACCCACAGCCGAGGCCCACAGGAGCCUCCACCUGGACUUCGUCCCCUCUCCGUUCAGCGCCUUGUAUGACGUGGCCAUCAACAGCCCGGGCCUGCUCUACCCCUCCGAGCUGCCACCGCCGUACGAGGCCGUGGUGGGCCCGGCCCCGGCCGGCCAGCCUCCCAGUGCCCAUCAGCAGGGGACCGAGACCAGCCCCCGGGACCCAGGAGCCGCUGCUGGCUGCAGCGCGCAAGCACCUGCUGACAGCACGAGCCUUGCGGCGUCUGAGGGUGCCACCGCGCCAGGCCCCAGCUGCCCGCCCCCUGACGGCCCCGUGGGGGCCCCGCCGCCAGCCCCGCGCCCUGGCCGCACAUCCCCCGAGGGCCCCGGCCGAGGCGCACGGGCACGUCCGGGUCCCAGUCGGGUGGCCCGCUCCACCAGCGACCCCACCUCAUGCUCCUCUAGGGCAGCAGACGACGCCUCCCGCAGCCAGGACCUUGAAGCAGGACCGUCUCGGGCUGCUCUGGGGACCGUUUCCCGGUCUCGCUCCAUCGCGGCUGCCUGUGCCCGCCGGCACCGGCCCGCCCCGCCCCGGGAGCCAGACGCCUGGAAAAGCCGGCGGCGCGCAGAGCUGGAGGCCUCGCGGGUGGUCCGCAAGGAGCGGCCCCGCUCGGCGGCGGACAGCAGGGCCCUCGCAGGCGGUAGGGCUGUGGUGGCUAAGUUUCGGGAGCACUCCAGCGGCACCCUGCCCCCUGAGGUGCGGCGCGCGGCGGUCACCUCCGAGGAGCGUCGCCUCCCGCGUGGCUGUUCUGGACCAGGCGUGAAGCGGUCGCCGGUCUAG
Messenger RNA from Pteronotus mesoamericanus, 1590 nucleotides. RefSeq names its product endosomal transmembrane epsin interactor 2 (gene ENTREP2). The transcript is spliced from 11 exons. Gene Ontology annotation, cellular component: membrane. The record is from RefSeq and is a predicted model, not a curated record. NCBI's taxonomy places the organism in Eukaryota, Metazoa, Chordata, Mammalia, Chiroptera, Mormoopidae. The coding region runs from base 1 to 1590 and encodes 529 amino acids.